This is a messenger RNA of Cyprinodon variegatus (sheepshead minnow), 833 nucleotides long. RefSeq names its product RING finger protein 186-like. Gene Ontology annotation, biological process: protein ubiquitination. Lineage: Eukaryota; Metazoa; Chordata; Actinopteri; Cyprinodontiformes; Cyprinodontidae. Gene Ontology annotation, molecular function: ubiquitin protein ligase activity. The transcript has 2 exons. The coding region runs from base 44 to 547 and encodes 167 amino acids. The record is from RefSeq and is a predicted model, not a curated record.
GAGAGAGAUCCAGGCAGGAUCAUACACACACCCACUGUUAGAGAUGUUCUCAGAGAUCGAGUGCGGGGUUUGCUACCGAACAUACAACGCGGCUCGCCGCUGUCCCCGGGAGCUCCGCUGCAAACACAGCUUCUGUGAGAGCUGCCUCCGGGCGAUGAGCCGCCCGCUGGGGGGACAGCAGUCCAUCGACUGCCCGCUGUGCCGACACACCACCACCCUGAGCGGACAGGGGAGCUUCAAGACUGAGCUCAGGGUGGAUGAGUCCGCCCUGGAGCGGCUGGUAGCAGCGGGAGUCCUGGAGGGAGAGGACCGAGAGAAAGAGGAGGAGGAGGAGGAGGAGGAGGAGGAAGGAGAAGUUCCAGAGAGUGAGGGGGAAGUUCCCGAGACACGAUCCGAGGAGGGCGACUCCUCAACGGGGAGCAGAGGUGGGAGGCUCCGCCGGUCCUGGAGGAAAGUUUGGAUGAAGAUAAGCGGCAAAAAAAGAGAUGAGUGUAUGACCAACGAUGAGCUGAGGAGUAUGGCCAUGAUGGCCUGCUACAUGUUCUGAGCUGCAUGGCCCAACCCACAGACCCCGGACAAUGUGAUAUUAUUUGACAGAACUGAACUGGAUGGAGAUCAUGAAAUCUUGCUGGCAAGACUGGAUGCAUUCAUCUUUAUUAAAGUGCUUUAUUCCAAUGGUGCACUUAAAAGGGAUAUGUUUCCCUUCAAGAGAAGGAUGCUUAUUAGAAGCUUUAAUCAUCCACAAGUGUAUUUAUUUAAUAUUUAUAGUUUUUUUAUGCACAAAACAUUUUUUUUACAAUGCUGUAUUUUAAGACUAAUAAAUUACUUCUUAA